Molecule: messenger RNA, 8914 nt
Organism: Cervus elaphus (red deer)
Lineage: Eukaryota; Metazoa; Chordata; Mammalia; Artiodactyla; Cervidae
Gene: PCDH9
Product: protocadherin 9
Exons: 5
Coding region: 3402-7115 (1237 amino acids)
Biological process (GO): homophilic cell-cell adhesion
Cellular component (GO): plasma membrane
Molecular function (GO): calcium ion binding
Source: RefSeq, a predicted model, not a curated record
UGUUACAAGAUCUAUUUCUACAUGAAGUCUUAAACAACCAAUAAUGAAAUCUGAAAAUUCAAUAUUUUCUUUAUUUACCCAGUAAUCAUGAUAAAAUAGUGGCACUGGAAAUGUCAGUUUAUAGUGUAGUAACUGUGAGAGCUACAAACUUGACAUCUAUAAUCAUUGUCAGUCAUAAAAAUAUAGCAAAUUGGGAUAAAUUUAGUUCAGUCAUUCAAACAGUGAAGAUUUUUGUCACCUGCUUUCCUUUGCCAUUUGAAUACCUUGGUCUAGGUUUUCCUUAAAAAAAAAGAAGAAGAAGAAGAAGAAAAGAAAAAAAGAAAGAUGUUCUAAGAAAAGAGCUAAUAGUGAAGCAAAAGAAUGAUUCAAGGAGCUUACUACACUUGCCAGUUUGCACAACCUUAAAAGGUGUUAAUUGUCUUUUUGUGGUGUUAAAACUCUGCAUUGUCAUUUUCUAAACAGUGAUAACACAAAUAAUCCUUAGCAUUCUUUUUGCCUAAUUCCAACCUCUCCUCCCCUAGAAAUACAGUAUAAUAGUCUAGCCUCUUCUGUGAGAUGGGGACAAUAAAACCUGCUGUGACAGAAGAGCUCCUGUGAUUGAUUGAUUAAUGUCAGUCAUAAUAAGACAUCUGGAUUAAAGGAACUUUUGAAGUACAGGGCACAAAAGAAUUUUAUUUUAUUUUUAACCUUGAUUGGAAUAUAGAACUAGUAUGUUAAAGUUGAAAAUUUUAGUCUUUAAGUCCUUGCGGAGGUCAUUUGAUCAUUUCAAAUACCACAGUCUAUGUCAUUUACAGAAAAUGUAACUUAAAAAAAAACUUUUAUGAUCUCUGUGUGAAAUGUAAUUUUAAAAUGCUGAAUGGUAACUAGAAAAUCAUCCUUGAAAAUCCAAUUAACAAACUGAACUGCUUAAUAAUUUAGGUUAUUAAAUGGAAAUUAUAGUUUAAAUAUAUAAACAACAUUAGAUUCUUGGAAUAUAAAAUAAUUUUACUAAUUUGAGAUCUCUAUCUGUAUAAAUGUGUAAUAGCAUGUUAGUCUUCACUUAUACUUAGCUUCACAAGUAUUCCAUGACCUACAUAAUCUGCAAAGAACACUAAGGCAAUUUUACUACAGCCUGGAUGGCAUACUUCUUUCAUUACUAAUCAGGUACAACACAGGUGAGGACAUGAUAAUUCCUUGCUGCAGAAAACAUGAAUUGACAAACAUGGUAUAAGGGAUAAUGGAAGAGAUCUAAUUGGAAAUUUAACAUAUAUAUUUGAAGAUGUAUAUUAGAAGUCAUAUAAUUGAGAAUCUAACAGUUUACUAAAUUCAGGAAACCGAAAGGUGAUUAAAAUGCAGCAAAAAAAACCCUCAAUAAAUGUUCCUCUACAAAAAUUAAAAUUAGUGAAUACUAUCAUUUCACUAAUUCAUAAUUAUGCAGAUACAUUUUUUUUAAAAAAUGAGAGUUGGAUUGUGAACAGCUCUCCAUAUGCAAACAUUUUAUAUCAUGGCUUUGGCAGAAGACUCAAGUUAUGAUAGCAGAGCAUUAGGAAAAUGGCCCUUUAUAUCAAUUAAUUUUCUUCCAGGAAUAUUAAUAAGAGCUCUAAUAAUAUUUCUGAUUCUGGAGUUUAGCAUUUGGACUAUAAUAGGGCAAACAAUAAGCUUCAAGUAUUCUAGCUCACAGAGGUAAAACUAUUACAAUAAAGAAUCCCACCAAUUUAGACCUGCGGAAUAAACACCCAUAAGAUGGAAUAAGUCAGUAGCCCUAUCUCUAUAUUAAACUCAAUUUCCUUUGAAAAGAUCUACAUGUACUUCAUUUGGGGACUAUGCCCUGUGGUUUCUGUUAACUGAAGUCUCCUGGUCAUAAGUUUUAUCGUGUGAUGAUUUCUUUUCUCUUCCUUAACCUUUCUCUGUAUUCCUGCUAAGAUUUCAUUUAUGAGCAUAGGGUAAUAAUGGGUCCUGACUACAAGUAAAGCUACCCCUCAGCAGAUAGAAACGUUUCCACUUUGUGAAUAUGUUUAAUAAUUAUGGUUAUGUGUUGUGACUUUGAAAUGACUACAGUAUGAUUGGAAUGAGAACGUGAGAUAACUGAUGUUUCAUAAAUGGACUGGAAAGUGGCCGCGCUGCAGUGUUUAUUGUAAAUGUAUCAGAAUGAUGGUUCGUUUAUUAUUUUAAACUAGUUCAGAGCAUAAAAUAUGUGACAAUUGGAACAAAGCACUAGCUAUAACUGUUGAUUCCAUGAAUGGCAAAAUGAUCACUCACUGUGGUAAAAUAAAAGAAUAUUCCUUUAGUUCACUCGGGUUAUUGUAUUAAGUAAUAUUUUCCUUUUGACUUUUUAGAUACUUAAGCAAGCCUUUUUCCUAAUCAUUCAAAAUACUGUUAGAGUUGUUUAGCCAUUUUAAAACAGUAUCAACUUAUGGUCUGCUAGAUUCAUGUUUAUAUUCUACACAGAUGGCGUUAAUGUGCUUUACAGGGGCCUCUGAGGCCCUGCACUUUUACUGUGAAUAUUCCAUCUGAGGAAAAGUUUGAAUAAAAAUCAAAUUUUCAUAGAUGUGAGGAAAUUGCAGUGUCAAAUUAGUUGGUCAAAUAAUGGAAUUAUUUACACAAUAUCUAAGUUUGGUAGGUUUGCCUCUUGAUUUUUUUUUUAAGUACCUAAAAAUAAGUGUUCAUAUUUUAAAGGGAAAGCCAUUGUAUUCAAAAACAAAAGGUGUUCCCGAGCACGCCAUCACAGUGCAGAACUACGUGAAAGAGCCUUCAAGCCAUCUUUAGCCCAGGACAGAAUGGGGAACACGGAGAUUUAAAAUAAAUGCCCUUUUCCUCCCUGUUAGGUAGUACAAGUUAUUCAAUCAUGGCAUUAAGGCCUUCUCAAACAACCUUUACAGGUCAUGCAAAAUAUAUAUAUAUAUAUAUAUAUAUUGUUCGAAGUGAACUGUUAUUAAUGCCUCAAACUUUACUGAGGUAUCUGGCGUCGUAGGUACAAAUACUUGUGGUUUACCGAUUUAAAACGUUCAGUCAAAUAUGGACAGUGCUUUCGGGGUCAAUAUUUAAGGAAUAAGGCUAAUUCUUUCGAGAGUCCCUCUAUCCCGCUUUUACAUGAAAAUAAGACAUGCGUCAGGAUACUCGACGACGGAACAGGAGUCAGAAAAACGAAGUGGCCAGGGAAAGACAAGUACUAGUGUACAGGUCAAGUUGGAAUCAGCAGACGGCGUAGGGGAGAGAAACGUUCUGCAGCUUGGGGAGCAGCUGGACGGGGCUCCUUCCAGCAUUUCGCGACCAAAGUUUGCAGCUAGUGGCUGUCUCCAAAUACGCGAUGAGAUGUAAUGCAUCCUCCCGUCCAUGCACACUUCCUUUUGCAGUUUGUGCCUCAUUCCUCAGUGGAGACCUUUAAACCCUAAAUCCAGGAAAAAGAAAAUAAAUACAUUAUCAUGGACCUGAGGGAUUUUUACCUGUUGGCUGCUCUGAUUGCCUGUUUAAGGCUGGAUUCCGCAAUAGCUCAAGAACUUAUUUACACUAUUAGAGAGGAAUUGCCUGAAAAUGUGCCCAUAGGAAACAUACCAAAGGAUCUGAACAUUUCUCACAUCAAUGCUGCCACAGGGACCAGUGCCAGCCUUGUCUACAGACUGGUUUCUAAAGCUGGGGAUGCCCCUUUGGUGAAAGUAUCCAGUAGCACUGGGGAAAUUUUCACAACCUCCAAUAGAAUAGACAGAGAAAAACUCUGUGCUGGAGCCUCUUAUGCCGAGGAGAAUGAGUGUUUCUUUGAACUUGAGGUGGUGAUCCUCCCCAAUGAUUUUUUCAGGCUGAUCAAAAUAAAAAUAAUUGUCAAGGAUACCAAUGAUAAUGCCCCCAUGUUUCCGUCUCCUGUCAUCAAUAUUUCCAUCCCAGAAAACACUUUGAUCAACAGCCGCUUUCCAAUUCCAUCAGCAACAGAUCCUGACACAGGCUUCAAUGGUGUACAGCACUAUGAAUUGUUAAAUGGGCAGAGUGUUUUUGGACUGGAUAUCGUGGAAACUCCGGAAGGAGAAAAGUGGCCGCAAUUGAUCGUCCAGCAAAACUUGGACAGAGAACAGAAAGAUACCUAUGUGAUGAAAAUCAAAGUAGAGGAUGGAGGCACCCCACAAAAGUCCAGCACCGCCAUCCUGCAGGUCACAGUAAGUGAUGUCAAUGACAACAAGCCGGUAUUUAAAGAGGGCCAGGUGGAGGUGCACAUUCCAGAGAAUGCUCCCGUGGGCACCUCUGUGAUUCAGCUCCAUGCCACCGAUGCAGAUAUAGGCAGUAAUGCUGAAAUCCGGUACAUUUUUGGUGCCCAGGUCGCGCCUGCAACCAAAAGACUCUUUGCUUUAAAUAAUACUACUGGGCUGAUUACAGUUCAGAGGUCCUUAGACCGAGAGGAGACGGCCAUUCACAAAGUGACAGUACUGGCUAGUGAUGGCAGCUCUACCCCUGCUAGAGCAACGGUUACCAUCAAUGUCACUGAUGUAAAUGAUAACCCUCCGAACAUAGACCUCAGGUACAUUAUAAGUCCCAUCAAUGGCACCGUGUAUUUGUCUGAGAAAGAUCCUGUCAAUACAAAGAUUGCCCUCAUUACAGUUUCAGAUAAGGACACAGAUGUGAAUGGCAAAGUGAUCUGUUUUAUUGAAAGAGAGGUCCCAUUUCAUUUGAAGGCAGUAUAUGACAACCAGUAUUUGUUAGAGACCUCCUCUUUGUUGGACUAUGAGGGCACCAAAGAAUUCAGCUUUAAAAUCGUUGCCUCUGAUUCUGGGAAGCCCAGUUUAAACCAGACUGCUCUGGUAAGGGUUAAGCUUGAGGAUGAAAAUGACAACCCACCAAUUUUCAACCAGCCUGUAAUUGAGCUGUCAGUUUCUGAAAACAACCGACGUGGGUUAUACUUAACAACUAUUAGUGCCACAGAUGAAGACAGUGGGAAAAAUGCAGAUAUUGUUUAUCAGCUUGGACCGAAUGCCUCCUUCUUUGAUCUGGACCGAAAGACAGGAGUUUUGACAGCCUCUAGAGUCUUUGACAGAGAAGAACAAGAAAGAUUCAUUUUUACAGUAACUGCCAGGGACAAUGGGACCCCUCCCCUCCAAAGUCAAGCGGCUGUGAUAGUUACUGUUCUGGAUGAGAAUGACAAUAGCCCCAAGUUUACUCAUAAUCAUUUUCAAUUUUUUGUGUCUGAGAAUCUGCCAAAGUAUAGUACUGUGGGGGUGAUCACAGUGACAGAUGCAGAUGCUGGAGAGAAUAAAGCUGUGACUCUUUCCAUUCUGAAUGACAAUGAUAAUUUUGUGUUGGAUCCCUAUUCUGGAGUCAUAAAGUCAAACGUCUCAUUUGACAGAGAGCAGCAGAGUUCCUACACUUUUGAUGUCAAAGCCACUGAUGGGGGACAACCACCCCGUUCCUCUACUGCAAAAGUAACUAUAAAUGUCAUGGAUGUGAAUGACAAUAGCCCUGUUGUUAUUUCACCACCUUCUAAUACUUCUUUUAAGUUGGUGCCUCUCUCAGCCAUUCCUGGCUCAGUGGUAGCAGAAGUUUUUGCAGUGGAUAUUGACACUGGGAUGAAUGCUGAACUUAAGUAUACAAUUGUGAGUGGUAACAACAAAGGCUUGUUUCGGAUUGAUCCGGUAACAGGUAACAUCACCCUGGAAGAAAAACCAGCACCAACUGAUGUGGGCUUGCACCGAUUGGUGGUCAACAUAAGUGACUUGGGCUACCCCAAGUCUCUACACACACUUGUACUUGUUUUCCUUUAUGUUAAUGACACCGCGGGCAACGCUUCCUAUAUCUAUGACUUGAUUCGCAGGACUAUGGAGACCCCAUUGGACAGAAACAUAGGGGACAGCAGCCAACCCUAUCAAAACGAGGACUAUCUCACCAUCAUGAUCGCCAUCGUCGCGGGCGCCAUGGUGGUCAUCGUCGUGAUCUUUGUCACCGUGCUGGUGCGCUGUCGCCACGCAUCAAGAUUCAAAGCAGCUCAAAGGAGCAAGCAAGGUGCUGAAUGGAUGUCCCCAAACCAGGAGAACAAACAGAACAAGAAAAAGAAAAGGAAGAAAAGAAAAUCUCCCAAGAGCUCUCUCUUGAACUUUGUUACCAUCGAAGAGUCCAAGCCCGACGAUGCAGUUCACGAACCCAUCAAUGGGACAAUAAGCCUGCCGGCUGAGCUGGAGGAGCAGGGCAUAGGAAGAUUUGACUGGGGCCCGGCACCUCCAACCACCUUCAAGCCGAACAGCCCUGACCUGGCCAAGCACUACAAAUCCGCUUCUCCACAGCCCGCUUUCCAUCUUAAACCAGACACUCCGGUUUCGGUGAAGAAGCAUCACGUGAUUCAGGAGCUCCCGUUGGACAACACCUUUGUCGGGGGUUGUGACACCCUUUCCAAACGCUCUUCCACUAGUUCAGAUCACUUCAGUGCCUCAGAGUGCAGUUCCCAAGGAGGCUUCAAGACAAAGGGCCCCUUACACACCAGACAGUGUAACUCACACAACAAAAGUGACAAUAUUCCUGUCACUCCUCAGAAAUGUCCAAGCUCUGCGGGUUUCCAUAUUCAGGAGAAUGAAGAAGGCCAUUACGAGUCGCAGCGCCGGGUUACCUUUCACCUCCCCGACGGCUCCCAGGAAAGCUGCAGUGAUAGUGGUCUAGGAGACCACGAGCCGGUGGGUAGUGGAGCCCUGAUCUCACACCCUCUUCCUCUGGUUCAGCCGCAGGACGAAUUCUACGACCAGGCCUCUCCGGACAAGAGGACCGAAGCCGACGGCAACUCUGACCCCAACUCUGAUGGGCCUCUGGGCCCCCGAGGAUUAGCUGAAGCCACAGAGAUGUGCACUCAAGAGUGCUUGGUUUUGGGUCACUCUGAUAAUUGCUGGAUGCCUCCUGGCUUGGGCCCAUAUCAACACCCUAAAUCUCCUCUCUCAACCUUUGCACCCCAAAAAGAAUGGAUCAAGAAGGACAAGCUUGUGAAUGGGCACACCCUGACCAGAGCCUGGAAAGAAGAGAGCAACAGGAACCAGUUCAAUGACCGUAAGCAGUAUGUCUCCACUGAAGGCCAUUUCAACAAUGGCAGCCACAUGACAGACAUUCCUUUGGCAAAUCUGAAGUCUUAUAAGCAAGCAGGAGGUGCUAUUGAGAGUCCUAAGGAGCACCAACUCUAAAGAAAAAGGCCAUAUGGGACCUAAGGACUUUAAUCUAAAUAGACAUGCUAAUACCGUGUGUGUCAGAGCUUUAUGUAUUCAAUAGAUCUCUACAACUAUGCCCCUUAGAGCAGGGAUACCCAUAAUUUUGUGUUGGCACCAUGGAGGAUACAAUGUUUUAUCACAUAAGAGAGAAGAUAGUUCUACUAGCCAUAUGAUCUUAUUUACUAGGAUUGAUUAAACUUUCCAGAAGUAUCUCCAUUGUGCAAAUAUCUUUUUUUAAACUGCAUUUUAUUUUGACCCUGGACUGCUGCUAUGAAUAAUAGAAUAUGCAUUUGGAGAGUAAGGAAGUUCCAUGGAUUAGAGUGACUGACAGACAUAUCCAGUUAGAAAAUUGUGCUCUUUUUGUCACUGAUCUGUGCUGAGACUGCUAUACUUGACAUUAUACUUCAAACAAAACUUAAAAAGAUAAGCAUUAAACCUAUUGUGCUGUUAACAACAUUAGUGGACACUUGUAAGUCAAUCAGUGUUAAAGUAUUUGUAAAUAGAAGCAAGUUAUUAUUAACAACUUUUGUGUACUUAUAUCGUUCACCUAAAAAUGUUGUAGCAUAAUUCUGUGUUUUCUGGUUGCUUCUUUCCUUUUUUUGUUUGCCUCUUUGUUGUUAUUUUUGUUGUUUCUUUUAGUGAGGUGUUUCUGCGUUAGUAGUCUGUCUUGACACACAUUGUUCAAAAGAUCUCAAAUACUUGUGUUUAAAGAAAAGGUUCUGGAAUCUUGCUUCUUUUAUGAUAGCUUAUGUUGCUGGAAUUCUAAAAAAUAAAGAUAAAAAUGAAAACUUCAUAUAUAAAAGGACUUCUGCAAAAGCUUGAAAAUUCAGAACCUAUUUUCUUGACAUCCUUAUUUUCAAAGUAGGCAAAAGCAAAAUCACUUAUUUAGUAGCAUUAAGUGAGAUACUAAUGGGAAAGUGUUAUCUUUCAGAAAGUGGAGUAAUAUCCUGUGCUUGUCACUCAUGCAGAAUUAAUAUAUUAAAUUAGCAUAUAUUAAAGAAAAUUAAUAUUUAAAAUAGUUUCAAUUGGGCAAAUGUGUGUCUACAACUUUGUUGAAAUGACAGUUUGUGUUGAUCCUCAUAUAUAAUAAUGUUGUUGUAACACAAGUGUUAGACCAUAGCCACAAAAUAUUUAAUGUGUUGUGCCUUCAUGAUGUAACAGAACAUUCUCCAGGUAGGCUAGUUGGGGGAAACUAAGGGAUAAAUCUCUAAUUAUUGCUGUUUAACUGUUUGUUAUCAUAGUUGGUCAAUGCCUGGCAGGUACCAGCAUCUUGUCACUUAGGUCAAACCAACAGAGUGACAACUAAUGUUCAUAAGAUCUCAGUUGCACGUGCAAACAAAUCCAAAUUCGAACAUUCUUAGGAGGUUUUUGUUAAGGCAUGACAGAUGAUUUAAACAAAUAAAUAGCAUGCAACAAAAUGUUUUUACUGAAAGAAGUGAAAGUUAUCUUAAUGCCACGGUUCAACAUCAGCUUAAAAGUUAAAAAAAAUAAAAUAAAAUAAAAAUAAAAAAAUGGUUUGCUAAUCUGAUAGAUAAUUUGUUCUUACCAAAAAUAAAAUUACUUUGUAAAUAGCAAUUCACAUUUUUUCCACAGUAUAAUGGAAAAUAAUGGGUAGGGGUGCAUUGCUUAUUGCAGUACAUAUUUGUCGGUUUGUGAGGGGUGUUUGAUGACUUUGACAGAAUAAAUAUCUAAACAAUUAUCCUUGUUACUGCUUUGCCAGUUCUACGUUAUUUACAAUUAUUCAGCUCUUGCAAUAAAUGUUCUGAAUUCCUGAC